This is a messenger RNA of Erigeron canadensis, 851 nucleotides long. Its product is annotated as L-ascorbate peroxidase, cytosolic-like. The record is from RefSeq and is a predicted model, not a curated record. The transcript has 9 exons. Gene Ontology annotation, biological process: hydrogen peroxide catabolic process; cellular response to oxidative stress; response to reactive oxygen species. NCBI's taxonomy places the organism in Eukaryota, Viridiplantae, Streptophyta, Magnoliopsida, Asterales, Asteraceae. Gene Ontology annotation, molecular function: peroxidase activity; heme binding. Bases 2 to 754 code for a protein of 250 amino acids.
AAUGGGGAAGAGCUAUCCGAAUGUAAGUGUGGAAUACCAGAGAGCUGUUGAUGAGGUGAAAAGGAAGCUUACUGAAUUGUAUGCUGAGAAGAAAUGUGCUCCUUUGAUGCUACGUUUUACAUUUCAUUCUGCUGGGACUUUUGAUAUAAACACCAAGACUGGAGGUCCUUUUGGUACUAUGAGGAAUAAAGUCGAGCAAGCCCAUGGUGCCAACGUCGGCCUUGACAUUGCUGUCAAUCUGUUGGAGCCUGUCAAACAACAGUUUUCAAUCAUUUCUUAUGCCGACUUUUAUCAGUUGGCUGGUAUUGUGGCUGUUGAAAGUACUGGAGGACCACCUAUCACCUUUCACCCAGGCAGACUGGACAUAGACGCUCCCCCUCCAGAUGGUCGUCUUCCUGUUCCCAGCAUGGGCCCUGACCAGUUAAGGAAUGCAUUCAUCAAGACCAUGGGUCUCAAUGACCAGGAUAUUGUUGCUCUCUCGGGUGGCCAUACCCUGGGAUCUGCUCACAAGGACCGGUCUGGGGUUGAUGGAUCAUGGACAACUAACCCCUUGGUCUUUGAUAAUAGCUACUUCAAAGAACUCCUUGCCGGCGAGAAAGCUGGGCUUAUCCAGCUACCUUCCGAUAAGGCACUCCUUGCUGAUCCUGUUUUCCGCCCUCUUGUUGAGAAAUUUGCUGCUGAUAACAAUGCUUUCUUCCAAGCCUUUGCAGAGUCCUUCAUGAAACUUAACGAGUUGGGAUUUGCUGAUGCUUAACCUUCAAGAUGGAAUCAAAGGGUGUCGCGACAUGCUACAAUUUCAUGCUUUCGUUUUAUCUUUUUUCUUUAGCUUUUUGUCAUGAGAGUCAAUAAUA